AUGAAUAAAAACCCCAAGGGCACUACGCCCAAAAACUCCACACCCAAUCGUUCUUACAAACCCAUCUCAAAAUCAACCAUUUCUACACUUAAAACAAAAAUAAAUAAACCAUCUCACAAUACCGCGUCGAUUCAGCAAUCAACCAAAAACAUAGUAGUGCAAGGCACUGACCUUAAUGUCGGUGUUCCCUCCACCCCAACGAGCAAUCAUACCUCACGCAUCGCAAUCAAGAACCCUCUUCUACUCUCCGCCACGACAACACCGUCCAGCGAUAACAACCGCACCGCAGUCACUAUCGCUCAACACACAAAUAAUAAUAUAAUAUCCGGUGUUUCCUAA
Messenger RNA from Macrosiphum euphorbiae (potato aphid), 339 nucleotides. NCBI's taxonomy places the organism in Eukaryota, Metazoa, Arthropoda, Insecta, Hemiptera, Aphididae. The record is from the annotation of a GenBank genome assembly.